This is a messenger RNA of Gavialis gangeticus (Gharial), 2140 nucleotides long. RefSeq names its product pro-interleukin-16-like. The coding region runs from base 248 to 2140 and encodes 630 amino acids. Lineage: Eukaryota; Metazoa; Chordata; Crocodylia; Gavialidae. The transcript has 6 exons. Gene Ontology annotation, molecular function: cytokine activity; CD4 receptor binding. Gene Ontology annotation, biological process: induction of positive chemotaxis; leukocyte chemotaxis. The record is from RefSeq and is a predicted model, not a curated record.
GUGACAGGUUGGGACACAAGCUGCGGCAGGCCUUGGAGCAGGAUCCAGCUGCCAACGCAAUCUGUGCUGUGUUCCAACAGGCAGGAAGAGGCAGUGGCCCCCGCCGUGUACUUUGGCCCCUGGGGAGCACCCCAGGAUGGAUGUGGGAGCAGCUGCCAGGGGGAACUGAAGGCAUCAGUGGAGCCAGAGACCCCCUGGGCUCAUAAAACCUCCACGUGACCCAGUGGCAUAACCCACCGCAGCAGGAAUGCAGUCACCUGCCCACCCACGAGCCCAGAGCUGUGAGAUCCUGUGGCCAGACCCCACCCAGCGCUUCUCUGUGAGGCCACUGCAGGCGCCCACAGUCCCCCGGCACCGCCGCCUGCAGGAGCUGGUCCGGCUCUUUGAGCAGGACACAACCACAGAGAGCAGGCUCGAGACUCCCCACAGCAGAGCCCAGACCAGACUGCAGAACAGGGGUCAUUCCCCCAGCCUGGGUGACAGCCGGGCAGAACCUCUCGGGGGAACAUGGCCUCCCCCGAACCAGGUGCCCACAGGGCAGGGGGGCCCUGGCGCCCGGCCCAGCUGCUCUGUCAGGGAGCAGGUUCAGGCCUUUGAGCUGCGUUUUGGGCCCCCACAGGCCCCCUGCAUGGCUGCAGCCCCCCACAGCAGAGGUGGGCAGGGGGGAGGCCCAGGGCCAGCCAGAGCCCACCAGAGUUGGUGCAGGGAACAGAAGCCUUGGCCCCCAUGGAGAGGGGGGCAGCUCCCAGGACCCUCAGCCCUCAGGCAGCCACAGCCCGGCAGCUUGGGGGCCAGCAGAGACCUGAGCCUGACAGCAACCAGGGCAGGAGCCGACCCAGGGGGGAGGGCCCGAUUGGCUCCCUGGGGGCUGCCCCAGGCCCCCUCCACUCCCCUCGCUCUGCAGCUGGGGCAGGCGGGCAGCCCCCAGGCAGCUCUGGAGCUCAGCGCUGGUACAGAAGUAGGGGCCUCCAGGGAGGGGCAACUGCGAGGCCUAGCUGCCAGGGUACCCCGCUGCUCCCCGGCACCCUCAAGCCCAGUGGCCCUACAUCCCUGGGGGCCCCCCUGGAGUUGCUUGGCCCAGCCAGGCCCCUUCACAUCUUCCCCAAUCCCCACCUCGCUGCCCCCAGAUACCGCCGUUCCCAGGCACCGGGACCUGGGGCUGCUCGCUGCUGCACAUUGUAGCCUGGGGGAGUCUGACAGGGAAGACUCCGACUCAGCAGUGCCAGAUGGGCAAAGCCAACAUGACCACAGGAGCUUCACCCUCAGCCUGGCCGAGCUGUGCGACUGGGGCUUGGACAGGAAGGAGGCUCCACAGGACGAGGGUGCCAGGGCCAAGACCUGCUCAACACCGCUGAACUCCAGCAUGUCCAGUGCGUCACUGAUCCCAGCCACCGACGUGGAGCUGAUGCUAGAGGAGGCAAAAAGGCUGGGGGAGGAGACACUGCAGCACCUCGAGGACAUCCAUGUGAUUGUGCUGCACAAGGAGGAUGGCACUGGGCUUGGCUUCAGCCUUGCAGGGGGCACUGACCAGCACCGGCCAGUGACGAUCCACCGUGUCUUCACUGGCGGCCUGGCCGCACGGGACGGCUCCCUGCAGCCGGGCGACGAGGUGCUCUCCAUCAACGGGCACCCACUGGGGGACUGCAGCCAUGCACAAGCACUGUGGGUGCUGCACAGGGCCCGAGCUGCCCGCCAGGCUGUCGUGGUGCUGCGCAGAGGCAGCAAGGAUGUGGCCCCCAACGGGACCCCUCCAUUUGCGCCAGAGGAGCCAGCCACGGUGCUGUCGGUGCAGCUGAUGAAGGACUCUGGGGGCCUGGGCUUCAGCCUAGCUGGGGGCCGGGGCUCACUGCGUGGGGACCAGCCGCUCACUGUCCAGAGGGUCUUCCUGGGUGAGGCGCUGGGGGGCAGGAGGGGUGACUGGCCAGAGGGGUGGUACCAGAUCUGGAUGGAGGGCAAAGCAGGGCAGGGCAGGAUGGGUCGAGUCCGCCCGCCUGAGGACAGUCAAGGCGAGGAGGUUGCCACGACGUUGCGGCGCGACACUGGGCGGUCGCGCUUGAUGGCAGCGGGGCGGGGAGAGAGGCUCCCGCUUGACGGUGGCGUGGCCUCGCGGCAGCGUCGCGAGAGCUGCUACAGCCCUUAG